AUGCAGGACUCAGACUUGAAGAAGCAAGUGGGGCAGCUUUUUGCUGUCGGUUUCCACGGUCUUACACCAAGUGUGGAAAUCAAGACUCUGAUCCGGGAGUAUGGAGUAGGAGGCGUUAUUCUUUUCAGGCGCAAUAUACGUGAUGCAGAGCAGCUUCAGGCUCUCACACUGGCCCUGCAACAAGAGGCAAAAGAUGCCGGACAUGAGCAUCCUCUCUUUAUUGGAAUCGACCAGGAGAAUGGACUGGUUACGAGAAUAACCCCCCCGAUCGCUCCCCAGCUUCCAGGGCAGAUGGCGCUCGGAGCUACUCAUUCCCCGGAUCUCGCUUAUGAUGUGGGAAAAGCAACCGGUCGGAUAUUGAACUUCUUCGGGAUCAAUAUGAAUUAUGCGCCUGUUUGUGACGUCAAUUCGGAGCCUCUAAAUCCAGUUAUAGGCGUCCGUAGUGCCGGUGAUGAUCCCGAACUCGUUGGUCGAUUCGCGAGCGCUACCUCCAGAGGACUCCGGGAACACAAGGUCAUCCCCAGCGUUAAACACUUUCCGGGCCACGGAGACACUGCUGUAGACUCUCAUUAUGGACUCCCAGUUAUUCCCAAGACACGAGACCAACUUGAGCGGUGUGAAUUGAUUCCCUUUCGCAGGGCCGUGGCCGAAGGAAUUGAGGCUGUGAUGACUGCUCAUAUUGCCUUGCCGGCUAUUGGAGAUGGAAAAUAUCCGGCCACACUUUCAGUGGACGCCAUGAAUAUUCUCCGAAAGGAUAUGAAGUAUGAUGGCAUGAUCAUCACCGACUGCCUUGAGAUGGAUGGCAUUCGGGCGACGUACGGCACCGAGCAGGGAUCAGUUCUCGCAUUCAGCGCAGGUAGCGACAGUAUCAUGGUAUGUCAUACCUUUGAUGUCCAGGUUGCCUCAAUCAACAAGGUCUGCGAGGCGAUACAAUCCGGUAUUGUUCCGCAGUCACGUCUAGAAGACGCCCUCCGGCGCAUCAAUAGGCUGAAGAGCAGCUUCUUGAGCUGGGAAAGUGCAUUGCACAGGGAGGACCUCGCCAGUCUUACUGCUCUGAGAUCACAGACAACUGCAAUUUCAGAAGUGGCAUACUCGCGGUCUGUGACGCUAGUUCGCCAGAAACCUGGGGUUUUGCCUCUGCCGAAAGACUUGCCCAUUGUAUUCCUUUUUCCUGGAGCGAAAACCCCUGCUGGCGGAGCAGUUGAUGGCGAGGGGAUCCGAAGUCAAGGGUCCUAUAAAGCUACAGAGUUCAGUGACGUUCUUCGACUUCACAAUCCUCUUGUCAAGGAAAUCCGCUUUGGGAAUUCUGGAUUGACAGCUGAGCAGUGGAGCCUUGUAGACUCGGCGAAAGUGGUCAUCUUUGUCUCUUUUAAUGCGCGAGAAUCCCCAUAUCAAAUGGCCUUGGGCCGUGAGCUUUCCAGCCGGGCUCGAUCGCUCGUCACAAUUGCGGGCUGCGCUCCAUAUGAUUUCCUGGAGGCCCUGGAAAUGACUACGUACAUCACCACGUACGAACCGACCAUUGAAGCGUUUACUCAGGCAACCAAAAUCAUGUUUGGGCUCGCAACCGCCAAUGGAGCAUUGCCAAUUGGCCAGGCAAAAGCUCAUUCUUCCAUAGCCGUUACACCAUUUGAUGCUUCCCGUGAUAUUGAUGAGCUGGCUGCUGUAUGGAAGACUGCUUUGCCCACCUACCCUCUGCCAGCAAGCAGCUUACGCUGUUUCCUAGAUCGCGCCAAUGGACACCACUCUGUAGCCCGGGUUGGAUCUACCAUGGUAGGGUUCUGCGUUGCUUAUACCAAUACCAAUCAGGAGAAAAUCUCUGGUCGGAUCGCAGUCCUGGCCGUGGAUCCUGGCCAUCAAGGACGAGGAGUCGGAACAGCUCUGCUGAAUGAGACUCGGGCACACUUCCGAAACAAAUUCCAGCUCAAUACCCUUGAGCUUACCAGCAACUUUCCACGAUUCUGGCCAGGGAUUCCACGAGAACUUCCUUCCCAGGUACAAGAUUUCUUCAUCCACCGUGGGUUCCGUCUCAAUCCGCCUGGGGCGAGGUCAGUCGACCUGUAUCAGGAUAUCAGGAAUUUCCAGCCCCCCGAAAAGUAUAUAUCUCGUGCCAAAGAGCGCGGCUAUAUAUUUAGUCCUCUCCUCCCUGAGCAUUACGAUAAUUGUGUGGUAGCACAGAAACGGAAUUUCUCUGCGUCCCUGGGCUGGGUCGAAGCCUACAUUGAAUUGAACCCGAGCGAGUAUCCUUCGAACGUGAUGGUGGCCUUCGACUCUGAGGGCCGACAAGUUGGCUGGACACUGAUGCUGCCGCCCUCGUCCUCUUUUCUACAGCGACUGUGGGCGUUCCCACCACUAUGCGGCCCGCAGACCGGCCUGAUAGGAUGUGUUGGGGUAGAUAAGGAGUGUCGAAAGGCCGGAGUCGGUCUAGCGCUUCUCUGUCACGCCAUGAUGGACAUGAAGAGCCGAGGGAUCGAAGGGGUGUUUGUUGACUGGGUCAGCCUGGACGGCUGGUAUGAGCAGUUGGGCUUCAAGGUAUGGCGAAGCUACCGGCCGGGGGAGAUAUAG
Molecule: messenger RNA, 2562 nt
Organism: Penicilliopsis zonata CBS 506.65
Lineage: Eukaryota; Fungi; Ascomycota; Eurotiomycetes; Eurotiales; Aspergillaceae
Exons: 4
Coding region: 1-2562 (853 amino acids)
Biological process (GO): peptidoglycan turnover; carbohydrate metabolic process
Molecular function (GO): acyltransferase activity, transferring groups other than amino-acyl groups; hydrolase activity, hydrolyzing O-glycosyl compounds
Source: RefSeq, a predicted model, not a curated record